AUGAAGAAGCUGAUUCUUUCUCCAGGCAACAGGCUGACACUCAUAUUCCAAACAAGUGACUCCACCUCGGAGCAACAGCGGCACGUUGGUUUCUCUGGUGCCUACGAGGCAGUGGGGUUUUGCAGUAAGUGUGUGUUUGACAUACCCGAGGGACGUGUGUUAAGUCCAGGAUACCCUCACCCCACUCCUCCCUCCGUUUCCUGCAACUACAUCAUCUCUGUGAAGCCCGGAUUCACUGUCACCCUCAACUUCACCGACAAAUUCCACAUCUACAGCGUUGACACUGAGCAAGGUCCCAGCUGCUCGCAUCACUGGCUGAAGGUGAUAGUCCCAGGCAGAGAGCCCACAAAGCUGUGCGGUGCCAAGCGUCCAGGUGUGAUAUCCACCGACUCCAACAUCGUCCGGCUGGAAUAUCACACCGAUGAACACGGCCUGAGCAACGGAUGGAGCCUGGACUACAGCACACGCAAGGUUCAGUGCUCACAACCAGGAGACGUGGUAAAUGGCAGAGUCAAUCCCAUCUUAACAGAGUAUUUCCACGGAGACCGCGCCCACGUGACCUGUGACCCAGGAUACAGACUGAUGACGAAUUGCCAAAACCUCAACACAUUUUCAGCCCAGUGUCAAAUCAACGGGCAGUGGGACCGUCCGAUGCCAGAAUGCCAAAGCACUUUAAUUGAUUGUGGUGAACCUGAACCUUUGCUGAAUGGAGGUGUGACCCUCCUGUCGGGUUUUCAGAAUCAACACUGUUCUGUAAUUCAGUAUCAUUGUAAUGAGCCUUUUUACUCGCUCUCUGGGGGCGGAAACGUUACAUUCACCUGUGAAGCUAAUGGAAAAUGGAAAUCCAGUCACAAAAGUGAUGUCACUCCAACAUGCAUACCAGUUUGUGGUCAGCCAACAGAACGCAUCUACAUCUUUGAGAGGAUCAUCGGAGGCAGCAAUGCCCCAAAGAACACCAUUCCCUGGCAAGUGAUGCUGAGUAUAGAUGGAGGACGAGGAGGAGGCAUGGUGAUUGCAGACCGCUGGAUCCUGACUGCAGCUAGUAUUCUAUCAAAUCAGGGAGUGGAAGCACCAGUAAAUACAAUACGAAUAUUCAUGGGAGGUAAUAAUGCAAGGACUGACCUGGUUCCUCAUGUGAAUGUCUCCUCUAUCCAUCUUCACCCUCAAUACAACAACCCACACAACUUAAACUACGACAAUGACAUUGCUUUGAUCAAACUUCAAGACCCCAUCACGUUUCACGCUAGAGUGAUGCCAAUAUGUCUUCCAGCAGAUGGCGCCGCAUACAACGAUGGUGUAAUGGGGCUGGUGUCAGGCUUUGGCCUUGACAUAAUCAGUGACAGAAGUAUUUUAACAAACAAGCUGAAGUAUGUGCCUGUGCCUCUGGUGAACCAGGAGACAUGCAUUGCUUCAAUCACAUUGAAGAAAGAGGAGAUGGGAGAAAAUAGGGUACCAAACCUGACAAAUAACAUGUUUUGUGCUGGGUUCCCUGAAGGCGGGAAGGAUUCCUGCACAGGAGACAGUGGAGGUCCCUUGGCCCUGAUUGAGAAUGGACACUUCUGGGCUGCUGGGGUUGUCAGCUGGGGCGUCGACUGUGGGAAGCCGGGAACAUAUGGAGUCUACACAAAAGUUGUUAACUACCUGGACUGGAUUAAUAAAACCAUGCGGGAGAACUGAAAUGGUUAUCUUUAGCACUAACUUUGGAUAGCUUGAUGGAAAAGAAAUAGUGAAAGGCUGAAAACAGAACUUUGAGUAUAACAUCAACACAACACUAUUUUUUUGCUUCUGUAAUGAGUCAACAUUUGAACAAAUUGGAUGUUGUGUUGAUA
Betta splendens (Siamese fighting fish) is the source of this 1829-nucleotide messenger RNA. Its product is annotated as complement C1r subcomponent-like. NCBI's taxonomy places the organism in Eukaryota, Metazoa, Chordata, Actinopteri, Anabantiformes, Osphronemidae. Gene Ontology annotation, molecular function: serine-type endopeptidase activity. The transcript is spliced from 10 exons. The record is from RefSeq and is a predicted model, not a curated record. Gene Ontology annotation, cellular component: extracellular region. Bases 1 to 1677 code for a protein of 558 amino acids. Gene Ontology annotation, biological process: proteolysis; complement activation.